Messenger RNA from Myripristis murdjan (pinecone soldierfish), 3050 nucleotides. RefSeq names its product sphingomyelin phosphodiesterase 2b (gene smpd2b). The transcript has 11 exons. Gene Ontology annotation, molecular function: sphingomyelin phosphodiesterase activity. Bases 355 to 1683 code for a protein of 442 amino acids. The record is from RefSeq and is a predicted model, not a curated record. Lineage: Eukaryota; Metazoa; Chordata; Actinopteri; Holocentriformes; Holocentridae.
UUCAUGGUAGAAGAGGAAAAAAACGCAGUAGUGGAACUUUACACUGGGUGAGAUGCUGUGACCAGCUGUGAGUGUUUUCUGUCAGCAGGCUAACAGGAAGUGUUUGGGAUUUAACCAAAUCUAGGAACCUUUCUGCGGCUUGUUGACGUCCUGACUGCUGCCGCACGACUAGCAGACGAGUUCACUAGCGCAGGCUAACGUCAACACUGCAGCUUUGCACGAGCUGUCCCGGACACCGCAGCCGUUCCAGUCUGUUGCCCCGAUCCUACAGUCCCCGAACAGGAUCCAGCUCAGCCUGAGCCUGUGCCACUGCUCUGGCUAUCAUCAGGACUGCUGAUCCACUGCUCCACCAGUAUGGCUAACAGAGACACUGUCAGUCUGCGGGUCUUCUCUCUCAACUGCUGGGGGAUCCGCUACCUUAGCAAACACUGUCCUCAGCGCUAUGCCAUGAUCGGGGAUAUGUUGUGCAAGGAAGAACAUGACAUUGUCUUACUACAGGAGGUAUGGAGUGAAAAAGACUAUCUGUCCUUGAAAAAGAAACUUGCCAGUUGCCAUUCCUUCUCUCAUUACUUCAAAAGUGGAGUCAUAGGCAGUGGACUGGCCAUUUUCUCCAAACAUAGAAUCCAUGAUGCAUUUCUUUAUCGUUACUCACUGAAUGGUUAUCCAUACAUGGCCCACCAUGGAGACUGGUUUGGAGGUAAAGCCGUUGGGAUGGCCAUCUUAAACAUAGGGAGACUGACAGCACACGUUUAUGUCACUCAUCUGCAUGCAGAGUACUGCAGAGAGAAGGACUCCUAUCUACCUCACAGAGUGGUUCAGGCCUGGGAGCUGCAGCAGUUCAUUCGCCAUACCUCCGCUGGAGCAGAUGUGGUGAUUGUAGGCGGCGAUCUUAACAUGCACCCUCAGGACCUUGGCAACAGACUACUAAGGGCAUACACAGGCCUCCGGGACUCUUAUUUAGACACGGCUAAGUUUGAUGGCUGUGAGGAUGGUAUGACUCUAAUAGCGGACAACCCUUUCAUUAGCAAGAAAGAGAUCGUUCCUUUUGAGAAAGGAAUCCGAAUAGACUAUAUCCUAUUCAAGGGUUCCUCUACAGUGAACAUUCAGUGUGAGUGCAUGUCCACUACCAAAGGUUCUGUCCCUGACCAUCCUUUCCCAUACUCUGAUCAUGAGGCGCUGACUGCUGAGCUGAGGCUGGACCCACUCACCCAGACUGAAAUCAGAAGUGACAAGUAUAUGGAUCAGAACUGUGCUGAAGGCAAGUUGGCUGAGUUGGUAGACAUUCUGACAGAGGCCCGUACAGAAGUCAAAGUUGGUCUGCACUGUGCUGAAAGGAUGCGCUACACAGCAACACGUACUGGAGUGAUGGGCCUGGCUCUGCUUUUCCUGGAGCUGGCCAUCGCAGCUGUGCCCUGGUUGGCUCUGGGGGCAGAGCAACCUUUCCCCCGCAUCUCCUUCUACCUGCUGGGUGCGCUGUGUUUCGCCAUCUUGCUGACUACCUCUUUGCUGUACAUCUUCUACACCAUGGAAGUGAAGUCUCUUCAGGGGGCUGAGGACCAGAUGAGGCUGGCUGUCGGCAGUCUGCAAGAGAGGCUCCGUGGCUCUCCGGUGGUAAAUCCUCACAACAGCCAGCGAGGGCCCCCCGAGGGCCAGGACCCCAGUGCCUUUGACCCAGAGGAAUAGAUCAUUAGGCAUUGCAACUGGGUCAGCAUGGACUCAUGGAAAGUCUUUGAUAUGAGGUUUGAGAAGGACCUUGGGAGGAGUGCUGCUGUUCUGAAUGUGUUUUAUGUGCUUGAGAUUUAGAUUUUUACUGCAGAAUGCAUCAUGAAGGGGCUUGAACCAGAGAUGGACAUUUUUGAACGUAGUGCAGGACACAUGCUAUGACAUUUUUAUACUUUGUUUUUAAUACUUGUUUCUUUUUACCUUAAACCUUGGUUUCCCUCCAUGCACUUCCUCAAAUAUGCUUCCAGUUUAACAAUAUGGCAGUUCCAUCCUGCACCCUGCAGUGAUAAGUUACUAAAUACUGUACAUCAUAAAUGCGAAUGUGAAUCUGUAUGUUAAAGCUACUUUAUAGUGUACCCAGACUUGAAAUGAUUGGGAAUUAAGUGUGAGGCCUUUCAGGUCCAACUUGAUUCCAAAACUCUGUGCCAGUGGGACCAUUUUUUUUUCUUUUUUUUUCUUUUCUGUCUUUCUUUCUUUCUUUUUUGAUAAUAUAGAAGUAAUUUUGCUGCUUACAACCACAUGAAAGACAGAAGUAAUUGUGCAACUUACAUAAUGUUGUUAGAACCAAUGCACACCAUGCAGCCUCAAGUUACAGACUGUAUUUAGCUUUUUAUUUACUUAAAUGCUAACGUAAAUUUUAUCCCUACACCUCAGGGAAGAUGCAGAAACUGUGUGGGUAGCAAUGUUAAUAGAAUAUUUUGGUUUGACAGAUCACUGAGUGCUAAGAGACAAAGGCUCCAGCACACUGGUUAGGUCUUUUUAAUGCAAUGCAGGAAAAGGACAAACCCUGCAUGUCUCAUUUAUCAUGUUUAUUGACUUGCACGGCAGAGUGCUUUUAUGUUAGGAGACAAUCUCUGCUCCUGUGUUAUAUAGCCCAAAAUAUAGCAGUGUGAAUGCACUAAAAAUGUUUUAGGUUCUUUAACUUGAUCUAAGUACAGCAGAUAGAUCAGCUAAUUUUACACAGUGUCUUAUUGCAUCCUUAUGGAAAAUGGAAAAUGCUUUAGUGUUUAAUCCACCUAGUUGACUAACAAGAUAAAUCAUUUCCUUUUUAAUGUUAUAAGCGCUAAGAAAUGAGCUAGCAUUGCAUAUACGUAGUUCACUUUCAGUAUAAAACAAUGAAAGAUCUCGCAAAAGCUUGUUUUUAAAGGAUUUACUUUGAUUAUUUAGCCUAUCUUCUUCAGCCUCAGUCUCUGCGCAAUCUUGUAGUAGUGCACAGCUCUUAAUUGUACCAAGAUGUAUAGCAUUUCAAAUAAUACCUCAUUGUUUUCAUUCCUGUUAAACUAUCUUGAACAUUAUUGUGAAGGCAAUAAUAAAGAUUUUUAUUCAUG